AUGUUCGUGCCGUCGGGCAUCUUCGGUGGACCUGCGUACAUACAGUGCCAUCAGCACACGUUCCUGGGGGGCUUCGGUGUUCAGCUGGGGAAUGGAACAGAAGUGCCGGUGACCGUCCCACAUGAUUAUCCCGAGCCGGUAGCAACGGAAGACUACGUCAUCCCCACGCUCGGGCUGUACCAUGGUUCGUUUGUGUUCGCCUAUCUGUCUACGUUUCUGUCCUACAUCACACCUUACGAGCUGCCAGUAGUUUACUGCCUCCUAGAGCUGCUGCGUGACGCCUUCCACACGAAGGUGUCCUUCCUGCAUCUGAUCCUCGAGGCACUCAAGGUGGAGUCGGGCUACAUCUGUCUGAUAGCGAUCUUCUUCCUGAUAUCACUCAUUCCGCUCUGUUACACCAUCGCCUGGGGCUGUGCGAAAGAACCGGACGAUGACCUCAACCCAGGACCAACCGUCGACGCCAUCAUGCAGGCGGAGGAGCUUUCACUCGAGGAAAGCUUGCACUGCCGGAAAAGCUUCCUAGCGCUGAUGCUGCAAGUCGUGAUGUUGCUGCUGAUUGCCGGCGUGAUAGCGAUGUUCGUGACGAACGAGCAGAUCGCGUCAGCCGUCGAUCAAACACCGGCCGUUGUGCGCGCAUCGCUCCUCGACGUGGCCACGUUCCUGCGCGAUGCCGAACAGCAGAUACGGUUCGUGAUAACGGAGGGUCUCGCUACCGCGACCGAGCGCAUCCGUGACGAUCUGGAAAGCGUGGACAAGCUGCUUGGGGAACCGAUCCAGCACCAUUUGGCGCUGUUCACCGGCAUUGACAUCAUCUUCGAGUCGAUCAUUGAGAUCAGCACGAGCAGCAGCAACCUAUCGCGGCGGAUUCACCUGCUGCAGGAUGCGCUCGCACGGGCAGCUAAGAUCUCGUACGAAGCCGAAUACCGGCUGGACGAGCUGCAGAUUCAGCUGUCGGUGUUGCAGCGCCAGUGCACGUUUCGUGAUCGGCCGCUCUGUGACACGCUGCGCAUCCGCAACUUCGAGGAUACUGGGCUGAUCGAGCGGAUCCGCAAGCUACAGGUCGAUCGAACACUCGCCAAGCUGAUGGCGAUGGGUGAAGCCGGUCGGAACAGCAGCAUGCACGCGUUGACGCAGGAGCUAACAUUGGCUCGGGCCACCUUCCGCAAUUAUGCCACGGACGUGCGAAACGUGACUGAGGAGCAAGCGGAUCGGGUACACGAACGUCUCGAGGAGUUGACUGGGGAUACUCUAGCGACCACCGGUGUGCUGACACACGCAGUUGGCGAGCUGAUCGAGCAGGUUAACCGAACGUCGAAUUUUUCGGACUCCUUCUUCGAUCGGUACCGCGAGAUCGGUGCCAUCCUUUGGCUAGCUGGGCUGGCAACCACAAUUAUGACGCUGCUGGUGACGCUUAUCCUUUUGAGUGCGCUCAGUUGCGGCUGUUGCCACGCGGAUAGCAAAGCCGGCAUUACGCUCAUCCUCGGUGCCGUGUGUAUCUGUAUCGCGAGCCUCGCCUUGUCCGGGUUUGCUAUGAUGGAGAUGCUGCUCGGCGCACACGGUCAGGUAUUCCUUUGUCAGCCAUUGUAUGACGCUCCCGGGUAUUCCGUGCUGCAGAAACUGAUCGAUAAACCGGGACUGAUCUACCCGGUAGAGCCCCAACACGGCAUCAUCGGGGAGUUGUUGCGACAGGCGGCGCCACCAAAUGCUAGCUGGACGCGCCCGAUACAGGUGUCCCUUUCGACGGCACUGAACAAGUGUGAGGAUGGGCACGGUUCGUACGCCACGUUUCAGCUGGACGCGUUGCUUAACCUUUCUGCGGCACUCGAGCAUCACCAGCGGCCUGAGCUCGAGCGUGCCAUCGAAUCGGUCGCGGCCAGCGAGGAACCGUUCGUUGGGUUCACCGCCCGCAUCCAAACCAUCCUCGAGGACAUGCUGUUCGAUUCGGAUCUCAAUCUCACCGGUAUGCGCAUGGAGCUGACGCAACUCUCACCCGAUAAGGACGUGCUGACGUUCAUCGAUCAGCUGCAGCGUGUGUCGGCGCAGAUUCAGGACGUUGCGACGUCUAGCCGCAUGACGACGCUGGGGUCUCGUGCCAAGCGGCUGCAGCUGUCCUUGCUGGCCCCGUUGGAACAGCUGCGUGGGGAUAUCGUGUAUCAUCUGACGGCGCUGGAGCUCCAGCUGUCACCGUGGGCGGCUCAGGUUAACAAAAGCCUGACGCACCUGCGAAACGCGCAGGCUUUCCUCGACAGUGAUGCUGCUGAGGUGUGCUACAACCGCAGCGACCUCUACCGGGACCGGUUGCGGGCGCAUCUCGAUGCGUAUCGCAAUUACACGGCUGUCGUGUUACGUGAGCGGUGCGCAAGUUGCCGGCCGCUGUUCGAUAUUUUUGACGCGAUGCGCAUGCUUUUCUGUCACCAUAUCAUGGACCCGAUGAACGGGCUCUGGUUCUCGGCCUUCUUGUGUCUGUUUCUGUGGGCUGUCGCGACGCCACUCUCACUCAUGCUGUCGUCCACCUACCGGAGGAUCGAUGUACUUUCCAGUAAGCUCCAGCACUCCAACAGCAACCGUUACAACGCUCGCGCAUCCGUUCGAGAGGAUCAACGAGAGUCCAGCCAUUGGUCGACGCAGCGAUCCGUCUCAGUGCACGUGAACGCGGUGACGGAGUCCAGCACCGACGAAGACCUUCCGGGGAUGAACGACUCGGAUCCGGUCACCGAGGAUGGUGCCGUCGUGAUCGAGUACAUCGAGCUGCGGUACGAGAACGGUGAUCCAACGAACUACGCCGAAAGUUUGAUCUAGAACGUGGGAGAUCGCAGAGAAUUGCUGUACGGUUCAAU
Messenger RNA from Anopheles nili, 2837 nucleotides. It is a transcript of the gene prom, whose product is annotated as prominin-1. NCBI's taxonomy places the organism in Eukaryota, Metazoa, Arthropoda, Insecta, Diptera, Culicidae. Bases 1 to 2799 code for a protein of 932 amino acids. The transcript is spliced from 7 exons. Gene Ontology annotation, cellular component: membrane. The record is from RefSeq and is a predicted model, not a curated record.